AUAUUCUCUGGUGUAGUUUAAGGAAGCUAAUUUGGUAAGAUUUAGGAAAGAUGAUCAAUCUAUUUAUAAACGCAUUGGUUUAACCUUUACCGAGAAUGUAGUACAUACAAUAUGUGUGUAUGUAUUAGAGUCUGGACAAUAUGUUUUGAAAUAAAUUUAUUUUUAAACCAAUCCAAAAAUUUAGAAGAAUGUUGUAAUGUUAAAUUAUUAUAAACUAGCAUAAAUUAAUUAGGGUUCAACGAUCACGAUAGUACAUUUUCCGAAAAUAUUUGAAGCAGGUGGAGAAUAAAAUUGAAUCUAGAAAGGUAUUGUUUAGAGUUUGGAUUUUGGACUACAUAUACAUAUAUACAACCGUUUGUAUCAAGCACAAGUUGUAAAGAGAUUGAUGAGAUAUCAUUUUAAUAAAGCCAAUUCUCUUCUAUGUAUAUUUGUAACAUCGUAGGAUUAAAUCGUGUCACGUGACUGCUAGUACCUUGGGAAAUUUUCGGACAGUAAUUUUAGUUUGUUGCAAACCCGCGUCGUGAUCGUUUUGUCAAGAUUUCUCAUAAUUAACACACCUUAAUUGAUUCAUUAUAGACAGAUUUUGUAUACUUAGAUCAUUGAAAAUAAACUAAAUAAAUAUGAAUCAUGUACAUGGAUGAGGAAAAUUCAACAAUUACGAAGAUACCUAUAAGGUCUAUCAUGGAAGAAAAAGAUGAAGGAUAUGCGAGAGGUUCAGAUACCUCGGAAACUAUGUUCAGAACAAAACAGUGGGAUGAUAGAUGUAUACCUUCAGAAGGGUACGAUCCUCCAGGGGCCUCAAAUUGUGAUCAAGAAGAGGACGAAUUUGCAAAUAUUGAUUGUUUUGAACACCAUAUCUAUAAAUCUGACAGCUGUUUCUGCCAGCAUCGUCCAUUAGGUUACACUGAAAUGAUUGGCCUUAGAGGAAGCGUGCCGAAUCUCUGUUCAACUACAAGUAUGACUCAGAUGGGGAGUUACUCACCGUUUUGUUCUGCAUUUUAUAAUAUGAGCCUAUGUGCAAAAAAUCAUAAUUGUCAAGAAAAUACUAAAGAACACAAAGGGAACCAAAGCAACCAGUCUUUUGACGCAGGAACCAAAAGACCUUUCAGAAACAGAAUAGAUUGUGAACAAAGACUUAGGUCACAAACAGACCUUUUCUUAAGAAGGAAAGAAUCCUUUAACUGUUGUUCAUUACAAUAUUUUCAAAUUUCACGAAAAUGGAAAGAGUAUCUAGUAAAAACUCAGGAACGUUUAAGGAAGUUAGAAGAUGAACGUGCAGCCUUACGAAUGGAAGUAUCAGUUUUAUCGGAGCAAGUGGAAGCACAGUCCAAUAAAAUUCAAGAAUUGGAAACUAUGCUUAGAGAAAAGAAAGAUUCUCUUAGAAGAAUGGAAGAAGUGUUACAGAAAGAAAUGCUUUCGCGAAGUGCUCUGGAAACACAAAAAUUGGAGUUACUGAGCUCCUUAUCAGAAAUGAAGCUGAGACAAGCUAGUUUAGAACAUGAAAAUCUUGCACUUCGCAGUACAAGUCCUGUCUUAAACGGAGAGAAAUUCGGAAGGCAUACCAGCCAAUAUAGUAGUCUCCCUAGGCCCCUGAGUUCUUCAAAGAAAGGCGUAGUGUUCGGUAAGGUUCCCAGUUUAGCUUCUGGAACACACACAACAGUACCAUUGGCCAUUAGAGGAGCCUCCGCGAGAUGUCUGUCUGCGCCUACUCUAGGUUGCGAUUUUUCUCUAGCUGAAGAAGAGAAGAACGUUAUUAUAGAAAGCUCAAACUGCCGAUUACAAGUAAUCACACAGAAGCCUUUGAUAGAAUUAUCAAUGGAAGAAAUUAAAGGAUGGCUCACAAAUUUAGGAUUAGAAUGUUAUACAUGUGAAUUGAGGCGGUGGGGCGCCACUGGGGCAAAAUUAAUUGAAUCUUCUCCUCAACAAAUCGAAAAGGAAUUAGAAAUUAAGAAUAUUCUUCACAGGAAGAAGUUAUUGUACGCGAUAGAGUCGGAAAAAUCUGAUGGAGUUGAUUUUCUUGGAUCUGAUAAGAUGGAUAAUGCUGCAGUUUUACGAUGGCUUGAUGAUAUAGGUUUACCACAACAUAAGGAGGCAUUUCAGAAUGGUAAAAUUGAUGGAAGAAUGUUACACAGAUUGACUACUGAAGAUUUAUUAAAUCUUGGAGUGAAUGCACAAUUACAUGCUGCAAGCUUAAGACGAGGCAUUCAGGUCUUGCGAGAAUUAAAUUUUGAGUUUGAUAAUCUUGAAAGAAGAUCAACAAAUGGUAAUGGAGCCGAUGGUGAUAAUAUUCAUCUUUGGACUAAUCAUCGAGUAAUGGAAUGGUUGAGAGUAGUAGAUCUAGCAGAAUAUGCUCCUAAUAUGAGAGGAUCUGGGGUACAUGGUGGUUUGAUGGUGUAUGAGGGAAGAUUUACUUCUGAAUUAUUAGCUGCAUUACUUAGUAUUUCUCCUGGAAAAACGCUUCUUCGCAGACAUUUGACCACACACUUUAAUCAAAUUCUGGGUAGAGAAGUUGUACAAAGAAAAAGAGAAAUUGAGAGUACUUUAGGAUUUGUGCCACUAACGCUUACUGCUCGCUUAAAGAUACCAAAAAAAUCUCAGUUUACAUUGAAACGUAAAAAAAGCAAAAACGAAGUGGAUUAUGGUAAUUUGGUAUGUCCGUUGGAAGCUUCACCACCAGGUACUCCAUCAACACCUGUUUCGACUCCAAGCAGUCCAAACUUGAAUUCACCCAUAUUCUAACGAGGAUCACACAUUCAUAAUAUUGUAAGUUUCAUUCUACUAUAUUUGAACAAUUCUUGUCAUUGUGGUAUAUCUUUCUUUAACGAAAUAAUUUAUUAAAUAUGCUCUUUCAUAUUAUUUUACGUGUCUUCAAAACUUUUGAUGAAAUUAUGACCAUAAAACGAAGAAAAUAAAUUCGUUAAGUUGACUAAGUAAGAUAGAAAUUCAUAGCUUUAUCUAUGUUGUGUUGCUAUUAGCAGAUUAUCAGUUUAAAGGUUGCAUUUGGAAUACAUUUUUAAGAAGAAGGGCAAUUUUCUUGUUGGAUUGUGUACAAGCAGUAACUUCUCUAAACUCUUUUAAUAUCUCUCAUAAAUUAUUAACAUUUAUACAUUUGUAAUAAUUCCUAAUACAAAAUAAUGAUAUAAUAAACGAACUUGUCAUA
Messenger RNA from Megalopta genalis, 3160 nucleotides. It is a transcript of the gene Liprin-beta, whose product is annotated as liprin-beta 1. Gene Ontology annotation, biological process: neuromuscular junction development. Gene Ontology annotation, molecular function: protein binding. Gene Ontology annotation, cellular component: presynaptic active zone. NCBI's taxonomy places the organism in Eukaryota, Metazoa, Arthropoda, Insecta, Hymenoptera, Halictidae. The record is from RefSeq and is a predicted model, not a curated record.